CGCCUGCGUCCGCUCGAGCGGGGAGGUCACGUGGCCAGCUCAAGAUGGCGGCGCCCGGCGCGACCUUCCGCCGCUUGCUGCCGCUGAGCCGUUUGCUGCGGUUCCGCCCGGCGUCGGCUGCUGCCGCUGUUCGGCCUUACGGGGUGCGGGCCUCCGGUACCGGCGAGCUGGUGACGCACACGGGGCAGGUGUAUGAAGAAAAGGAUUAUAGAAGAGUUAGAUUUGUUGGACGACAAAAGGAGGUGAACAAGAAUUUUGCGAUUGAUUUGAUAGCAGAACAGCCUGUGAGUGAAGUUGAAAGCAGAGUGAUAUCAUGCGAUGGUGGUGGUGGAGCUUUGGGACAUCCUAAAGUAUACAUAAACUUGGACAAAGAUACAAAGACUGGAACAUGUGGCUACUGUGGACUUCAGUUUAAACAGAAACAUCACUGAAAGAAUAUCCCUGCGUGCUUGCAGAUUUCUGUUCAGAUGUUAACGUUUAACUAUAAAUAAACAAUAUAAUUAGAAACCCAAGAUUAACGUUUGUGUUUAUCUUAACUAUGGAAAGUCCAGUCUGUACCUUUUUAAAACCUAGCUUGUCAGUUAUUUGAGAGCUGGAUGAUAUUACAAUAUCUGCUUUGUGCUUAAUUUGGUUUUCAUGGAAGAAAUGUCCUGCCUUGUUUGGCAGACUUCUCACAGGCUUGGAAGUGGCCCUUGGCUGCAGCGUAAGUUUUGUUUGUACUGGGUAGAUUUUUAUUCUUUUCAACACUGAAUUGGAUGUAAAUAUUUACUGGGGGAUUAAUUAUCCUAGGUGUUUGUCUUUUGGCACUA
Molecule: messenger RNA, 809 nt
Organism: Grus americana (Whooping crane)
Lineage: Eukaryota; Metazoa; Chordata; Aves; Gruiformes; Gruidae
Gene: NDUFS6
Product: NADH:ubiquinone oxidoreductase subunit S6
Exons: 4
Coding region: 45-431 (128 amino acids)
Biological process (GO): mitochondrial electron transport, NADH to ubiquinone
Source: RefSeq, a predicted model, not a curated record